This is a messenger RNA of Indicator indicator, 3996 nucleotides long. RefSeq names its product SEC24 homolog B, COPII coat complex component (gene SEC24B). Gene Ontology annotation, molecular function: SNARE binding; zinc ion binding. Gene Ontology annotation, biological process: COPII-coated vesicle cargo loading; endoplasmic reticulum to Golgi vesicle-mediated transport; intracellular protein transport. The coding region runs from base 1 to 3693 and encodes 1230 amino acids. The record is from RefSeq and is a predicted model, not a curated record. The transcript has 24 exons. Lineage: Eukaryota; Metazoa; Chordata; Aves; Piciformes; Indicatoridae. Gene Ontology annotation, cellular component: COPII vesicle coat; endoplasmic reticulum exit site.
AUGUCCGCGCCCGCCGGGCUGCCGCCGCGGCCCGCCGGUGGUGCCGGCGCCGCCGUCCCUCAGAGGCCUCGGGAGGCCGCGGCUCCUCAGAGCGGCGCGUCUCGCUACCAGAACGGUCCUGUGCAGAGUCAGAUACAGUUCCCCUCUGGCUAUGGCUCGUAUCCUCCAAACUAUAGUGCACCCUCAGGACACUAUUCCCAAGUGCCCAGUAAAGCUGCUGCUUCACAUUUGGAUAAUCAGUAUAGAGCCAGUUACUACCCUACUUAUUAUCCAGCACCAGCACAAAAUGUUAUGACACCUUCUGUGGGUACCGGUGUGUUGAAUACACAGGAAUCGCAGCAGUUGUACAACAAGACUCCCCCCCAUACAGUGGGGUCAGCUGAAGGACCUAUUCAAGGAGCAAUAUCAUCUGCACCCUACUUGCAUACCAGUGCUCAGCAGGCAUAUUCAGCGUUUGGCGAUCACUACAGCACUUCUGUCAGCUCUUCAGUUUCGUCUCAGGGAUUUCCCCUUAAUUCUGUUCACUAUACCAUGCCUGUGGUUUCCAGUGCCGCGUAUCCCAAUGUUUCCUAUCCUCCUGCGGUUGCUGGCAGUGUGUAUGGGCAGACAUUUACCUCGCAGAGCCUACCUGCUGUUGGACAGUUCAAAGAGAUAAACACAUUUUCUAGCCAGAGUACAUCAGUACCUCAUUCACUUCAACAGCAAGUUCCCGUGGGAUACAGUACAUCAUCAGGUGUUCCUUCUGCUCAGUCUGUUCAAGACAACCUCAACAGGACUCUCACGGGAUCUGUUGCUAAAGUCAACAACCAAAUGAAUACAGGUGGUGGUGAUUCUUCACAGCCCUUGCACCCUGUGAGCCAGAACAUUCCAUUUAGCAAGUCUGGGGCUGGAACAUCUGCUGCUUCUGCUGGGGUUGCAUCAGUAAGGACACCUGCUCAAAACCUUUCCUCACAGCCACGGUCUUCACCCUCUGUUACUCAGUCACCAGAGCUGGCCCUUCAGGAAGGCAUGCAGUAUGGUGGAUAUGUUAAUAAUCAAGCUAGCUCUGCACCAGCUACCUUGUCAUCAAGUUCAGAUGAUGAGGAAGAGGAUGAGGAGGAUGAGGAAGCAGCAAUUGAUAGUUCCUCUACUACAAGCAGUGCCUCUCCUGUUCUGAACAAUUAUGAUGCCCUGGAAGGAGGUGGCUAUCCAGAGACACGUUCUGUGACCAGCAGCCCAGUUCCUGCUCCCUCAGCUCCCCAAACAUCAAAAGCUUCUAAGCCCUUUGGUUAUGGAUAUCCAGCACUGCAGCCGGGAUACCAAAAUGCAGCACCACCUACACCAGUACAGACCAGUAAUCCAGGACACCAUCCUGGCUUUCAACACUAUCCACAGCAAUAUCCAGGUGUGAACCAGCUGUCCUCUUCCUUAGGAGGGUUAAGUCUGCAGCAUUCUCAGCAGCCAGAAAGCUUGAGACCAGUAAACCUUACACAAGAUAGAAAUAUUUUGCCUGUAUCAUCAGUUCCUGCACCUGUGCCUAACUUGAAUUCUGAUCUUAGGAAAUUAAACUGCAGUCCCGACUCAUUUCGAUGUACGCUGACAAAUAUUCCACAGACACAGGCUUUGUUAAACAAGGCCAAGCUUCCUUUGGGUUUGUUGCUGCAUCCCUUCAGAGACCUAACGCAAUUACCAGUAAUAACAUCAAGCACAAUAGUGAGGUGCAGAUCCUGCAGGACAUACAUCAACCCUUUUGUUUCUUUCAUUGAUCAAAGGAGGUGGAAAUGCAAUCUCUGCUAUAGAGUUAACGAUGUUCCUGAAGAAUUUAUGUAUAAUCCCCUGACACGAUCUUAUGGAGAGCCUCACAAACGGCCAGAGGUCCAAAAUUCUACUGUGGAAUUCAUUGCUUCCUCAGACUACAUGCUUCGUCCUCCUCAGCCUGCGGUAUAUUUAUUUGUUUUAGAUGUGUCUCAUAAUGCAGUGGAGGCUGGAUAUUUGACAAUAGUCUGCCAGUCAUUGUUGGAAAACCUAGACAAGCUGCCUGGAGACUCAAGAACAAGAAUAGGGUUCAUAACAUUUGACAGCACUGUUCAGUUCUACAACUUGCAAGAAGGUUUAUCCCAGCCUCAGAUGCUGAUUGUAUCAGAUAUUGAUGAUAUUUUCCUCCCCACACCAGAUAGUUUACUUGUAAAUCUCCAUGAAAGCAAAGAGCUGAUCAAAGAUCUCUUGAACGCAUUACCAAAUAUGUUCACCAAUACAAGAGAAACUCACAGUGCAUUGGGCCCGGCUCUUCAGGCUGCGUUUAAACUCAUGUCUCCAACGGGUGGUCGGAUAUCUGUGUUUCAGACUCAGUUGCCAUCUUUGGGAGCAGGACUUCUGCAUUCCAGAGAAGAUCCCAAUCAAAGGUCAAGCACAAAGGUGGUCCAGCAUCUUGGUCCAGCAACAGAUUUUUAUAAGAAGUUGGCACUGGACUGCUCAGGCCAGCAGACUGCUGUGGAUUUAUUUCUUUUAAGUUCACAAUAUUCUGAUCUAGCUUCUCUGGCUUGCAUGUCCAAGUAUUCCGCAGGAUGCAUCUAUUACUAUCCAUCUUUCCAUCGUAGCCAUAAUCCUGCUCAGGCUGAAAAGUUGCAAAAAGACCUUAAAAGAUACCUUACCAGAAAAAUUGGAUUUGAAGCAGUGAUGCGCAUAAGAUGUACAAAAGGUCUUUCAAUACACACUUUUCAUGGGAACUUUUUUGUACGAUCUACUGAUUUAUUGUCCCUUGCCAAUGUCAACCCUGAUGCUGGAUUUGCAGUACAAAUGUCCAUCGAGGAAAGUCUGACUGACACAUCUUUGGUUUGUUUUCAAACAGCUCUCUUGUAUACCUCCAGCAAAGGUGAACGUCGAAUUCGAGUGCACACGCUUUGCUUGCCUGUAGUAAGUUCUCUGGCUGAUGUGUACGCAGGAGCAGAUGUACAAGCGGUUGUAUGCCUCUUAGCAAACAUGGCUGUGGAUCGCUCAGUUUCAUCUAGUCUUGCAGAUGCAAGAGAUGCCUUAGUUAAUGCUGUGGUAGACUCCCUGGCAGCGUACAUGUCAACAGCCUCAAAUCUGCAGCAGUCCAUGCUGAUAGCACCAAAUUCCCUCAAGCUGUUUCCACUGUAUAUUUUGGCCCUUCUCAAACAGAAAGCGUUUCGAACAGGCAUGAGUACACGCUUGGAUGAUCGCGUCUAUGCAAUGUGCCAGAUGAAGAGCCAGCCACUCGUUCAUUUGAUGAAAAUGAUACAUCCCAACUUGUACAGAAUAGACAAAUUGAUUGAUGAGAGCACAAUACAUGUAAAUGACAGAGUUGUUCCUCAGCCACCUCUUCAGAAGUUGUCUGCAGAGAAGUUGACAAGAGAAGGAGCUUUUCUUAUGGAUUGUGGUUCAGUUUUCUACAUUUGGAUCGGAAAAAACUGCGAUAACAAUUUCAUCAAAGAUGUCCUUGGAUACCCAAACUAUGCGUCAGUACCGCAGAAAAUGACACAACUUCCUGAGGUAGAUGCACCUUCUUCAGAAAGGACACGAUCCUUUAUUUCUUGGCUUAGAGACAAUAGACCUUUAAGUCCAGUUCUUCAAGUAAUAAAAGAUGAGAACCCUGCCAAAACAGACUUUUUUCAGCAUUUAAUUGAGGAUCGGACAGAAGCAGCGUUCUCAUAUUAUGAAUUCUUACUUAAUAUUCAACAGCAGAUUUGUAAGUGAGCAAGCAAUAAAUAGAGGAAAACUCCUGACUGCAGACAGAAGCGUGGGCCAAGAGAAGCAUAUGUGAUGAAAGUGGAUGCUUGUUCUUCACAAUCUACAGUGACCAGCACUGUUCUGGAAGCUUUAGAGCUAAAGAAGUAUACGUUUCCAAAAGAAUUUUGCAGAUUUACUUCAGUCUAAAAGUGCUUGGAGUGAUGAAGCUGUUUCACUAGUAAAGUUUGAAUUGGUUUAUACAUGUUUCCAGUUAUGCAGCGGUAUGGUGCUCUGUUCAUUGCAAGCUGGUGAAUUUAUAUAGCUAUGUGA